UGUGUGUGUGUGUGUGUGUGUGUGUGUGAUGUCAGUCUGCCCACGGCGGUGCAGUAGAAUGGGUUGUGCUGAAUAUAAAUCAGGUGACUGAACAGGCGGGGGUUUCUUCCCAGACAAGCCCAGAAUAUUGUGUAAUGCCCACUCCUACAUUACUGGUUUGUAUGGGCGCACACACACACACACACACACACACACACACACACACACACACACACACACACACACACACACACACACACACACACACACACACAACCCCUUCUCCACUUGGCGAACAACACAACAAGCACUGUAUUUACCAGUUUGCCUUCAGAUAGACCACCCGGGUGGAGCACUGAUGCUGAAGCUGACUGAACUCUAUUUGGAGCCUUGAAAUAAUCUGGACAGGACCUUGAAUUUCAACAGAGGACUUCCUUCCCGUUGGAUUAGUUUGGCUUUGGGAGGUUUGAUUUGAUUUUUGGUGGCGGCAUCUUCAGCUACAAGGUCAUAAGACUUGUCUGUUUGACUUUUAUCCUUUUAUAUUCACUGCUGUACUGGUAUUGUAUUUUCCCCUGUGAAUGCCGAGGCUGGUGGGUGACUCUCAGAAAAGAGGAGCAGAAGUGGUAACCAUGUGGAUCCCGACUCCCAGCAUGACUCUCCUUCAGCGGAUGGUGCUGUAUGGGACGUGUGUUGUGGCGUUGAUGAACUCUGUGGGCCUUCUGGUCCUCUUGGUCCAGCAGAAUCAUCAACGUUCCUUGCUAGAGCAGACAGAGGCAAAACUAACAGAGGUGCAGCAGAGCUCGGUGGUGGAGUUUUUCCAGGAGGUUCCAAGACAAGCGGCGGGGAUACAGGCGACUGUGGGGGAACUUCCGCAAUACCAGUACCAAUACCAGAACUCCAGGAAUAAGAGAAGUGAAGAGCUGGAGAAGGAGCUGCUCCAUGAGCCUCACCAGGAGGAGGGACAGGAGGUCCAUGAGCAGGAGGUCAGCCAGGAGGUGGGAGAGGAGACAGAGAAGAAGAUGAAGCAUGAAAUGAAGCACAAGCACCGACACAGUCAGAGUUACCACAAGGCACAUGUGCAGGAUGACAUGAUGAUGAUGAUGACUUACUCCAUGGUCCCGAUCAAAUUGUUGAUUGACAUUUGCAACAGCACCAAGGGAGUCUGCAUAGCCGGACCCCCAGGACCGCCUGGUUUGCCUGGUGCUGACGGUAUGCCUGGCCACAAUGGGACUGAUGGCAUCCCAGGAGUGAAUGGACUGCCCGGGGCUGAUGGGAAAAGAGGAAAAAAAGGGCCACCAGGUGACAAAGGAGACCCGGGGGAAAAAGGAGAGCGAGGAGAGCCUGGUCAGCCCGGAGAGAAGGGACAACCAUCCAAUGAUGUCAUUAUUGAGGGCAAGCAGAACUUAGCUCUAGGUCCUCCUGGUCCUCCUGGUCCCCCUGGACCUCCUGGACUCAUGGGCCCUCCUGGACCUCCUGGCCCUCAAGGGCCUCCCAGAACAAGACACCACAGAGCCAACCUGCAGUCUGCUCAUACCCUGGGGCUGUUACAUGCAAUUCCAAAUGAUGAAACCUCAUUGGUAAAGGAGGCUGCAAAACUACAUGGGAAGCCUGUGAAGAAGAACGAAUGCCUGAUCAAGUCUCUGAUCAACCCCAGGAAUGUGACAAAGAUGGAAAGCACAUUUGGAACGUGGAUGAAAGACACAGCUCAGUUGGACGAUGAGCGCAUAUGGGUGGCAGAACACUUUUCUGGUCGUGUGGUUAAGGAGUAUAAAAGCAUUGCUUCCUACCAGAACAGCAGCAGUGACAGUGUGGAUGUUAGAAAGUUCUACCAGGGCUGCGGCCACACUGUUCACAAUGGUUCUUUCUAUUAUCACAUCGCUGGUACUUCCAGCAUUGCCAAAUUUCACUUUCAAACCAAGAGGCUUCACACUCUCAACAUAGACAACGCUUUGUACCACAACUUUGCCUACCUGCUCCACAACUCAAAGACCUACUUCAAACUGGCAGCAGAUGAGAACAGCUUGUGGCUGAUCUUUGCCUCCAGUGUAGAUGAGAGCAUCAUGGUGGCCCAGCUGGAUCAGAAGACCUUCUCCAUCACGUCCUACAUAAACACCACCUACCCCCGCACCAAGGCUGGCAAUGCCUUCAUUGCCUGUGGUGUCCUGUAUGUCACCGACACCAAAGACACCAGAGUCACCUUUGCUUUUGACCUGCUGAAGGGAAAGCCGGUUAAUGUGACCUUCGACCUGAGGUCUCCAGGUGGAGUGCUGGCAAUGCUCUCCUACAGCCCGAAUGACAGACAUCUGUAUGUGUGGGACCACAGCUAUGUCAGGCUCUAUGUGGUGCACUUCAUCUCUGAUGAGUGACAAACAUAAUGUUUGAAUAUGACAUGCUGACUGUUGCAUAGUCGGGACAGAGGGCCUCAUGACGACUACCAACUAUUCACCCUAUCUUUGGAAAUCAUAUUUAGACUAUAAAGAGAGAUCUAUACAUCACAGUCUCAACUUGUAGAACAUUCCUGUCAGAUGAAGGUGUAAUUGGUUGUUAAAAGUCACGUUUUACUGAAGGAAAUCAGUUUUGGUCAAUAAUUAUUGAUAUCGUCAAAAACAUAUACUGCUGUGUUUAUAUCCUAUUUGCAAUGUACAUGUGAGAAUUUGAAAUUACUAAUGGCGUGAAAACUUUUUUGCAUUUUCGAUCAGUUGACAAUUUGUACAACUUGAACGUAUAACUCUGUGGCCGUUUGUGUUGUAAGUUGUUACAUUAUUUAGUGUAUUUGCAUGACAAUUAUCGUUUGUGUAUUUUUAUAUAGAUGUACAUGUUAUCCACCCCCCCGAUAUUCUGUACACAGUCAGUCCACCUGCCUUUCUGAUGAAGCAGCAUGGUGCCUGGUUGCUUAUUCCUCUCGACAGAAAACCAAAAAAAAAAAACCAAAACAAAAAAAAAAAAACAGCGCCAAAUCACCCUGAUGAAAUAAAAAG
This is a messenger RNA of Dicentrarchus labrax (European seabass), 2957 nucleotides long. RefSeq names its product gliomedin (gene gldn). Bases 558 to 2345 code for a protein of 595 amino acids. Gene Ontology annotation, biological process: signal transduction. The record is from RefSeq and is a predicted model, not a curated record. Gene Ontology annotation, cellular component: cell surface. The transcript has 10 exons. NCBI's taxonomy places the organism in Eukaryota, Metazoa, Chordata, Actinopteri, Moronidae.